GUUUUGAAUCCCAAUUUAAGUCGGAUUGAAUCCAACCAGAGAUCCAAUAAAAGUUUGACAACCUUAUCAUACACCUUUCCCAACAACUCAUUCCAAGUUAAUGGAUGACAACCAAUAGCAACACAAACAGCGCCGCAUAUAGUGGACGGCCGGUGAGAACCCGGCACGGCGGCACCGCCGCAGUCAUUAUCCUCUUUACCAGGAGUCAUCCUCGCCACGUCUACCUCAUCGAUUGGCCAAUGUUCGAUUCCAUGCUCCGAAACAAACAAAGAAACAAAUUCUUACUUUCCUUUUUCUUCUACUCCAUCGUCAUCCGUCUUUUUAAUGCCCACCUAAUCCCUCUACCAUAUGGAAUCAACCAUUUCUUGGCGUAGUCGCUCACUCUCACCAAUCUUCCCUCCCCUGCCGCCAUUCCGCUCGCCGCACCACCCAGUUGUCAAGCUCCCGUCGCGUUUCUCACUACCGCCGUGGUCUUCCAUUUCCAUGGCGUCGCCUCCCCUCCAAGUCUCUGCUUCGUCCGCCAUUGGUGCCAAAGGCGACGAAGCGAUGAAGACCGCUUCUUCUGGUCUCGUCGGAGAGACUGAUCUGCUCAUAGUCGGCUCCGGAGUAUUGGGUCGCUUAGUGGCGGAGAAAUGGCGGGAGGAAAACCCUGGUAGUCAAAUUGUGGGACAAACGAUGACUGAGGAUCACCAUGAGGAAUUGAUCAAAUUGGGGAUCAACCCUUCUGUAAGAGGGACUCAAUCGAAUCAACAGUACCCUUAUGUAAUCUUCUGUGCUCCUCCCUCUCGAUCUGUUGACUAUCCUGCCGAUGUCAGGGAAGCUGCAUUGAGAUGGAAUGGUGAAGGCUGUUUCCUGUUCACUUCGAGCUCUGCGCCUUAUGACUGCUACGACAAUGGAGACUGCAAUGAGGACUCUCCAGUUGUGCCAAUUGGGAGAAGCCCUCGAACAGACGUCCUUCUCAAAGCAGAACAAGUAGUUCUGGAACGUGAGGGUUGCGUGGUUAGAUUGGCUGGACUCUAUAUAUCCUUUCUCUCCAAGACCUGAUGAACAUUUUUAGUUGUUUUGCCUCUUUCAAAAGAGAAGUUAGGCAUGUUGUUUUGUGUGCUUUUGAUUGUUGACCUUAAUUGGGAUUUACAAAUCAGAUAGAGGUGCACAUACUUACUGGUUAGAGAAAGGAACUGUCGACGUUCGGCCGGAUCACAUCCUGAAUCUCAUACACUACGAGGAUGCUGCAUCUCUCUGCAUAACAAUCCUGAAAAAGAAACUCCGUAGCCAGAUUUUCUUAGGCUGCGACAACCAUCCACUUUCUAGGUACAUCUUAGGGCGCAGUAAACCCUUUUCUUUCACAAUGUGCUGACUAAAACGUCUGCCAGUCUCAGCUAUCGGUUUGCUCAGAUCAGCAAACCAAUGGCUAAGAGCCUAAGACACAUUCUGCACUUUUGAAAGAUGACUAGAUGAGGGUGUUUUCCAAGUUAAGGGGGAGCAUGUUUUCACUUCUUCCUCUUUCCAAUUCAUGCAGGCAGGAAGUGAUGGACCUGGUUGCUAAAAGUGGCAAGUUUAGCAAGAAAUUUGAGGGCUUUACUGGAACAAGUGACCCUCUUGGUAAGAAACUAAACAGCUCGAGAACGCGCCAGGUGCUCUCAUGGGAACCUAAGUAUCCCAGCUUAGCUCACUUUCUUGGAGUGGCCUCAUCAGAAUGAGUUCAACUUAUUGGGGAACAAAAUGUAAUUUCGAGUUGCACAGUGAAUCUGAAUAGAGAGGCGAUGGUGCCAUUGAAGAGAAUAAGAGGUGGUUGUGCAUUGUGAUUUAGAAAAUACACACCAUCUUUAGCUGUCUGUUGCCAUGUACAGAUUAAGAGUUUGGAACUGCAAAAGUGCAACAUGGUGAAGUAUAGAGCAGAAUUCGAGCCAACCAUCCAGCAGCAGCCAUGGCCACCGCGAUUCUAGCGUUCAAUCACUUUGUGUGCUUGAAUGAGGCCAUGGACUGGAAGAAGUACCGCCGGAGGAGACACAGAUCACGACGCGUAAAACCUCGUGAAUGGCACCUCUGUGGAGGACCCCUAGAACCUCCAUACCCUUCUUGGUAGGGAGAUCUGCAAGAGUGAGGCGGCGAGAAUGAGUCUCGUCCAUCAUCCUGAAUCCAUAGAACCAUCUCCCGAGCUUCCACCAUUUUACACACACUUGCCGCUCGGAGAUCCAGCAGCCCUUCAGUGCUUCCACAACUUCCCAUGCCUGGAAUGACACCGUAAAAGCUUACCCAAAUCACACUCAAAUCGCUCUUUAAACACAACUAUCUGCACAGCAACUCCACAGCUGCAAUUGAAACCGAACUUACCACACACUAUUGCGUUGAUACACACGGAUUUUCGAUCUAACAAACCUAUUCAAAGCGCGGCUUAGCUACUAAAGUUCAAAUCAAAACCAGGGGAAUCUGAUUUUGUUAUUUUACCGGGAGUUGGAGGCAGGAGAUGGAGUAAUGCAAUGCAACCAAGUUAAGAAGGACGGACAGGUGCGGCUUGAAGAGGAACAUUCGAACGUCUGCAAAUGCAAACUCCAACGAGCUCAAUUCCCCAAUUGCCUCAACGUAAUCCCCAACUUCCAUUGAUUCAGCCCCACAGCUUUGAUUCACGAAUCCGACCACCGCGCCAGCUCUUCUGGCCAUCUCCCUGUGCUUCCCGGCGUAAACCUCCCUCCACCUCUACAAAAAAAGAAAUUCCGAUCCCCAAAAAUCAGAAACCCGGCCGGAGAAGACACCGUACGGGGAAACAAACAAGAAGAACCAAUCAUUCGGUUACCAAAGAAGAGGAAUCUCGGGGGAAAGCGGCGGAGGGCCAUCUCCGGCGGGCGAGCGAUUCCCAGAUGGAAUCGGAGCUGCAAAGUUCCCUCCAGUAGCGAGAGCACCUGCUUAGAACGCAGACGUCCAGAACCUUCCGCCACCGGAAGGUAGGAAGCGAUUUUAACGCAGACAUCGAACGGCAGCAGGCCGUUCUCCAGGCUCGACGCCGAUUCGUUCAUCAACGGAGAACUGUUUUUCCGGCCGAGUGAUUCAUUUCAGGAGCUUUCACUGUGAAAGAACGGGGCGAUGCAGGUGAUGCUUUUUUCUUUGUUUCCAAAAGCAGUAGUUGUGUUGCCGAUUCAGACGAGGUGUUGUCCGUCAGUUAGUUGUGUAUAACGGCAGAGGAACCAACGUGGCGCGUUUUGAGAGAAACACGU
Molecule: messenger RNA, 3212 nt
Organism: Linum tenue
Lineage: Eukaryota; Viridiplantae; Streptophyta; Magnoliopsida; Malpighiales; Linaceae
Source: the annotation of a GenBank genome assembly